Messenger RNA from Chelonus insularis, 3021 nucleotides. It is a transcript of the gene mtg, whose product is annotated as mind the gap. The coding region runs from base 781 to 2454 and encodes 557 amino acids. Gene Ontology annotation, cellular component: extracellular region. The record is from RefSeq and is a predicted model, not a curated record. NCBI's taxonomy places the organism in Eukaryota, Metazoa, Arthropoda, Insecta, Hymenoptera, Braconidae. The transcript is spliced from 8 exons. Gene Ontology annotation, molecular function: chitin binding.
CAUGUAGUUUAAAGUAGUUUAGAAUUGUUACAUUACUUGAAUUUCUUGUAAAUUACAGUUACCAUAUUAUGUAUAUUUUAUUCUGUGCUAUAAGAUUUUUACUGACUUUUCGACUGAUUCACUACACACCACUAAACCUGUUCUAUCUUCAUCAAACUUAAAUUAAUCCCCAAUUUCUGGUUCCUAAACUAACAUCCUUAUUUUUCUGAUACUUAUUUAAAUGUAAAGGUGAAUCUUUUCUUAUGUAAAUUUUUCAUUGGAAAUUCUUUAUUACCUGAUACCCCAUGUUUACUAUAAAACUCAUUCAGUAAAUAUCUACAGAAAAAAACGUGAGAAAAAAUUUAUCAAAAAAAUUUCUUCAUGUAAUCAUUAUGAUACCUUGAAAUUAAUGAACAUUUUUUAUCUCAAUCAAAAAUCAAAAAACAAGAGGAAAAAAUUGUUUAUAAAAGAGUAAUACGAGCAAAUGAUAUCUAUUUAAUGAACUAGAAAGUGAAUAUCAGUUGAUAAGAAAAGGUUUGAUACACGCAAGAGUUUAGUGAAUUAAUUGGUCUAAAAAAAAAAAUGAUUGGUGCAAAGACCUAAAGCACCUGAAUAUUAAUCAACUUUUAAUAAUUAUAUACCCAGAUUGUUCGUGCAACAAUUAGGAAAAUAAUGCAGUAAUGAUAUAGAAAGAUUUGACAUAUUUAAUGAUAAACAUCGAUAUAGGAUUAGUUCUGUCAAUGAGAUUCAAAAAGAUCUCAAUGAAUCGAUGGAUCAAUGAUCAUGGUCAUUGUUGGAUAGAUGGUUGUUUGCAACGUCACUCAUCACGGAUGUACAUGGCGAGAGACAAAAAGCACAUGUGUAUGGGAAUCCGACUUUGGUUUCACCUUUGUCUGCUCCUUCAAAAAAUCCGGCCUCUUCCGGGUCAGAAAUCUUGGGGGUGUCAAAGGCUACGUCGGCCUCGGAUUCACUGUGGGCGAUGAACUUGGAUUUCGAGAAUCAAUUUCCAACUUGGAAGCCAGUAAACGACGAAGUGUUCAAACUGGAAGAGAAAAUUUUAUUACAAUAGGAAAUGGGGGUGUUAAAAAAGAAAAUCCUCGAACCAAAGUAGUCACAGGUCAAGGUACUAAUAGCGUUCCUCCAUUCAAGCCAUUGCCUUCGGCAGUAUUACGACCAAUGGCUCAACAACCAGAGCAUCAAAGGCUUGUGGUACAACAAAACUCAUCGGCCUUGAGAACGAUACCGGCACCUGUUUUAAUGCAGAAAGCAACAGCAGUGGAUCCUAAAGUACAACAACAGCAUCAACGAAAUCAAUAUGAAAUGAAAUCACGUCAACAACAAAAGAUCCAGCAAGAAUUAUUAGCCCAUCAAGUUUUGAAAGAACAGCAACAACAGCAACAAGAAGCUAUGCAACAAAAAUUACUCCAACAACAGUCACAAUAUCAAGCAACUCAAGUCAAGCCACAAUUAUCAAAUGUAUUAAUAAAACGGAUACAGACGUUGCCGAACAUCGUAGCUGCUAUUCCUCCAGCUGGAAGCGUUGUUAAUAUUCAAAAAAGAAUAUCUAAACCAAAGCCUGAUAGAAUAAAUGUAGCUAAUAAUGGUCUCCCUGCUUUCAUUGCAAUGCCACAAUCGUCCACUCAUCUCACAGAUCGCAUUAGCAACAGCUCAGUUAUACUGAUAGAUUCAGCGAAUCAAAUAUCCAAAGAUAAUGUCGCUGAGGUACCUUUUCCAAGUGAAGAAAUGUCAGCCUCUGUUAGCGAAAUGACUCUUCAAUCACUCAACCCAGUUAACACAGCAGAAGCACUUAAAUCUUCAAUGCAAAAGAAUGAAAAACGUCAAUCGUUAUUGGCACCAAUUCAAGAAAUGGAAACUUCUUUAAAAGCAUUGGCAGAAGCAAGUAAUGUUACUCUUGAGGCUUUGGAAGCAGCUAUUCUACUUAGGCAACAACAGUUGAUGGAAAAACAUCAGAGUUCAACAACUACAACUACUACAACGACUACUACCACAUCACCUCCGCCACUUCCUCCUUCCUCACCGUCUAAAACAGGAUAUCCUCAUUCAGGCGCUACCAAAGUAAUGAAUGCACCUCGAGAAUACUAUCCAACUAAUUAUGAAAAAAAUUUUGAUGAUAAUUUUGCAAGUCGUGUGGAUCUACCAGACACCAGUUUCUAUUGUGGAGACCAAAAACAUUUUCCUGGCCUUUAUGCUGAUGAAGACUUAGGUUGUAUGGUGUUUCAUGUUUGUGCCUUAACUGAUCAAGGAUUAAUAAUGAAAAGUUUCUUAUGCCCUGAAUCAACUCUUUUUGACCAAACAAUUCUUAAGUGUAACUGGUGGUUUUAUGUUGAUUGUAAAGCAUCAAAAAGUCUAUACGAUAGCAAUAUCCCCAUAAGCAAGAGUUAUCAGCUUAUGAAAGCUCUCGCAUUCUUCUCAGCAUAUAAAAACCAUGAAAACGAUACAUCAUCAAGUGAAUGACGAAGACCUUUAUUAUAUAAUUGCUCAAAGAUGUAGAUGUAAUUUAGUUAGUUUUUUAAAUAUCCAUCAAGUAAUUUGAUGUUAUAUACAUGUAAUAUAUUAUAUUUAAUGUAUUAAUGAUAAAUAAUGUCUAAGACAUUAAAUUUGUAAGUAUUCCUGUUAAUAUAAAUUAUUUUAUGUUAAGAAAAAUUAUUUUUUAAAUGAAUAUUAAUAAUUAUCAACAUUGCUCUUUAAUGUAUUUUACCAUAAUACAAUACUAAUACACUAAAAUCAAACUCAGACUGUACUAAAAGAAUCUUUUUUAGGUGCUUAGUAUAACACAUUCAUCAGCAAUCUUAUUUUAAGUCAGGGAACGUUAUCUAGCAAAGUAUGUGUUUUUAAUACAUUGAAAAAUUGAAAAUAGAAGAAAAGAAGUCAUAUACACUAGUUUGUAAAAAUUCAUCUUAAAUAUAUUUUCCUAAAUCGUAAAGAAGGAAUCGGUUUUGCGGAAUUGAUCAAAAACUAUAUGCAUAUCGUAGAUAUUUGUUCAUCAAUAAACAUUUGACAAUAAACGAAUACUUGACGUAA